Molecule: messenger RNA, 1113 nt
Organism: Bacillus rossius redtenbacheri
Lineage: Eukaryota; Metazoa; Arthropoda; Insecta; Phasmatodea; Bacillidae
Gene: Vps20
Product: charged multivesicular body protein 6-A
Exons: 6
Coding region: 131-808 (225 amino acids)
Biological process (GO): vesicle budding from membrane; late endosome to vacuole transport via multivesicular body sorting pathway
Cellular component (GO): ESCRT III complex; multivesicular body
Source: RefSeq, a predicted model, not a curated record
GGGUAAUAUGAAUCUAUGGGAUUAUUGCAUGUCGUCUGCAUAAUUCGAAGUAAUGUUUAUCUUGUACCCUUGUUAGGUUUCAAUGUGUGCUCGUAACAUGAUUUAAGGAUUAACGUAUGCCAGAAAUAACAUGGGAGCUUUAUUUGGCAAGAGAAGAAAAACCGAAAGCAAAGUCACUGAAUACGACAAAUCUGUUUUGCAAAUGAAGAGCCAGCGGGACAAAAUACGUCAGUACCAGCGGAGAAUAGAACAGAACCUAGGUCGAGAUAGAGAUCUCGCCCGUCAGUUGCUUCACGAUGGGAAGAAGGAGCGGGCCAAGCUGCUGCUGCGGAAGAAGCGCUACCAGGAGCAGCUGCUGGCGAGGACGGACGGCCAGCUGGAGAACAUUGAGAAGAUGAUUCACGACGUGGAGUUCUCGCAGGUUGAGCUGCAGGUAAUGGACGGCCUGAAAGCGGGCAACGAAGCGCUGAAGAAGAUCCACCAGGUGCUGACUGUGGACGAGGUGGAACGCAUCCUCGACGAGACGCGCGAAGGCGUUGAGAAGCAGAGGGAGUUGGAUGAGCUGCUCAGCGGGGCGCUGACGGACGAGGACGAGGCGGCCGUGGAGGAGGAGCUGGAGGCUCUGGUGGGGCCCGCCUUGCCGGAGGUCCCCGCGGAGGAGCUGCCGGAGGUCCCCGCGGAGGAGCUGCCGGAGGUCCCCACGGAGACCGUCGGGGACGGGCCGUCAGGGAAGACCCAGGAGCAGCUCGAGAAAGAACGAAGACGUGCGAAGGAACGACGAGAAAAAGUUGCUCUGGAGGCAGCAUGAAGAGACUAGGUGAAACAAAAGUGCAAGACUUGAUGAGUGGACAAAUUUUUGGUUACAGAUUAAAUAACCUAUCAAUGAGACAUUUAUUGAAGAAUACAGUAUCAAGUAUUUUGUCUGUUGUACGUAUUUGCUGAAGAGUGCAUGUUCCAAACAUACUGUGUUGUCAUUGGUAACAAAAACAAAGUAAAUGUUUUUGUAAGACUGAAAUAUAAAUUGGGCCUACCUAGCCAUGUUGAAAUAAAUUUUAAUAUGAGGUAUAUUUCACUAGCCGGGGUCUGCAAAUUAAAUACAUAGAAUUUUUUUUU